AUGUCAGACCAGGAUCCUCUCAGCGGACCUGGGCCGUGGGAGUUAUCGUCAUCGGCGCUUAUUUACACGCCUGUCUUGAACUCAAAUGAAGUUUCGAACAUCUACGUGGUACCCGAGCAAGAGGGUACAUCCCCUAGUAGCACAGGCUCUACACCAGCCAUAGUCUUUAAUGGAAACUUGCUAUUUUGGACCAGUAGCGACCCUCGUGAAACGGCAAUCUGGGGCAAGGAAGUUGUAUACGAUACCAACCAAGGAUUCCAUAUCCAAAGGAAAAUCGAAUACUCAAUAACUACUCCUGCGGGAUACUCGGUGCAAACAAAAUCGUUUAUUCGACCAGGUCAUGAUGGGCCUUCUGCUGAAUUUUGGUGGGCAAGCCUUACACAACUUGGAUUAUGUGUGUCCAAUGACACCCAAAUCCCAAUGGCUCAUUUCCUCCGCGAGGGGUCAACAUCAGACUGCUCACGAUUCUACAUCCCUGGGGAUGGACGUUGCUUCGAGUGGUGCCGCAGCACACUCCAGCCGCUAACUUUCGCCUUAUACGAAGUCCCCUCUGGGAAGGCUUGUGCCGAAUUCAUAGGCGGCCCUUUUGAAACUGAUGAUCUAUACCCGUACAUGCAAUACCACUGGUCGCAUGACGACACUCUCCUUUUAUUUGCCGUCAUCAGCAUAACAAUUCGUCGGUGGAUGGACCUUCAUAAGGCAUGA
Molecule: messenger RNA, 705 nt
Organism: Cantharellus anzutake
Lineage: Eukaryota; Fungi; Basidiomycota; Agaricomycetes; Cantharellales; Hydnaceae
Exons: 6
Coding region: 1-705 (234 amino acids)
Source: RefSeq, a predicted model, not a curated record